This is a messenger RNA of Debaryomyces hansenii CBS767, 2775 nucleotides long. It is a transcript of the gene PMR1, whose product is annotated as Ca(2+)/Mn(2+)-transporting P-type ATPase. Gene Ontology annotation, biological process: intracellular calcium ion homeostasis; calcium ion transmembrane transport; manganese ion transport. Gene Ontology annotation, molecular function: ATP binding; P-type calcium transporter activity; ATP hydrolysis activity. The record is from RefSeq and is a predicted model, not a curated record. The transcript has a single exon. Gene Ontology annotation, cellular component: endoplasmic reticulum; plasma membrane; Golgi membrane. The coding region runs from base 1 to 2775 and encodes 924 amino acids. Lineage: Eukaryota; Fungi; Ascomycota; Pichiomycetes; Serinales; Debaryomycetaceae.
AUGAGUGAUAAUCCUUAUGAAAUCAAUCUUGGGUCGCUUCCACCCACACGGGCCAGUUCGCCAUCGAUCAAGUACUGCCAGUUAUCAAUUAAGGAGACUGAAUCCGAGCUACAAACAGAUAUAUCGUACGGGUUAAAUAACAAUCAAGAUAUAUUGAAUAGAAGAUCGCUUCACGGAUCUAAUGAACUAAAUGGUGAGGAAGAAGAAAGUCUUUUCAAGAAGUUUUUAUCGAGUUUCUAUGGCGAUCCAUUAAUCUUGUUAUUAAUAGGUUCGGCUGCUAUCAGUUUCUGGAUGGGAAACGUCGAUGAUGCUAUUUCUAUCACGUUGGCCAUCACUAUUGUUGUCACUGUUGGAUUUGUACAAGAGUACAGGUCUGAGAAAUCAUUGGAGGCUUUGAAUAAAUUAGUUCCAGCGGAAGCAAAGUUAACGAGAAAUGGUAGUACAUCCACUGUUUUAGCAUCAACGUUGGUUCCGGGAGAUUUGGUUCAUUUUAGUCAAGGGGACAGAAUUCCAGCUGAUAUCAGAUUGACCGAAUGCACCUACUUGUCUAUUGACGAAAGUAAUUUAACCGGUGAAAAUAGCCCAGUUAGAAAGAACUCAAAAACCUUACAAAAUAACAAAAAUGAAUUAAUUCCUGUCACAGAGAGAACCUCGAUUGCGUAUAUGGGUACAUUGGUGAGAGAUGGACAUGGUUCAGGUAUUGUUGUAGCCACAGGACCAAAGACUGAAUUUGGUGCCGUAUUUGAGAUGAUGUCUGAAAUUGAAAAACCUAAGACUCCUUUACAACAAGCCAUGGAUAAAUUAGGUAAAGAUUUAUCUCUUUUCAGUUUUAUAGUAAUUGGUGUGAUUUGUUUGAUUGGAAUUUUUCAAGGUCGUUCUUGGUUGGAUAUGUUUCAAAUUUCUGUAUCAUUGGCUGUAGCAGCUAUUCCUGAAGGCUUACCUAUCAUUGUCACUGUUACAUUAGCUUUAGGUGUUUUAAGAAUGGCUCGUCAUAAGGCUAUUGUCAAGAGAUUACCAAGUGUCGAAACAUUAGGAAGUGUAAAUGUUAUUUGCUCUGAUAAGACUGGAACAUUAACCCAAAAUCAUAUGACCGUUACUAAAAUAUGGGCGCUUGAUUUUAAGGGCAGCUUCAAUAGUCCAUUCUUGGUCGUUGAAAAACUAGACGAUAACAGUUUACAUCACCAAUUAACUGAUAAUAUGCAUAAAAUUUUAGAAACUGGUAAUAUUUGUAAUAAUGCUAAAUACUCGAGUGAAAAUGAAAAAUAUGUUGGUAAUCCAAGUGAUAUUGCUCUCGUUGAAUGCUUGCCUCAUUUUGGUUUAGAAGAUUUGAGAGCUACCAAAGAGAAGGUUUAUGAAUUACCAUUUUCCUCUACUAGGAAGUACAUGGCAGUAUGCGUUCACACUGGUGAUAUGGACAAGUCUGAGACAUUCGCCAAAGGUGCUUCUGAAAGAAUUGUUUCACUUUGCUCAAAGUAUUAUGAUGAAAAUGGUGAUGCUAAGCCUUUGACAAAUGAAAUUAAGAAAUUAAUUUCGGACAAGUCAGAUGCUUUGGCAUCAGACGGUUUAAGAGUUUUGGGAUUAGCAAGAAACAAUUUAAAGUUUUCUAAUAGUGGUGAAGAAACUAGUGAACCAAAAAAUUUAAUAUUCUGUGGAUUAGUCGGUAUGAAGGAUCCACCAAGACCAAAUGUCGGAAAAUCUAUUUCUUUAUUAAUGAAAGGUAGAGUACAUGUUGUUAUGAUCACAGGGGACUCUGCAACCACAGCAAUCAAUAUUGCCAAACAAAUUGGAAUUCCAGUUUUGAACGAAAGUUCUGUUAUGACUGGUGAUCAAUUGGAUAAUUUGAAUGAAGAAAAAUUGGCUGAAGCAAUUCAUAAUAUUUCGGUCUUUGCAAGAACCACACCAGAACAUAAGGUUUUAAUCGUCAAGGCCCUUCAAAAGAGGGGUGACAUUGUUGCAAUGACAGGCGAUGGUGUUAAUGAUGCACCAGCCUUGAAGUUGGCAGAUAUUGGUAUUGCAAUGGGUAAAAACGGGACAGAUGUUGCUAAAGAAGCUGCUGACAUGGUGUUGACGGAUGAUGAUUUUUCCACAAUUUUGUCUGCAAUUGAAGAAGGCAAAGGUAUUUUUUAUAACAUUCAAAACUUUAUCACUUUCCAGUUAUCUACAUCUAUUGCGGCCUUGACAUUAAUUGCAUUAGCCACGUUCUUUGGAUUACCAAACCCUCUUAACGCCAUGCAAAUCUUGUGGAUUAACAUCUUGAUGGACGGUCCACCAGCCCAAUCCUUGGGUGUUGAGCCGGUGGAUCAUGAAGUCAUGAGUAAACCACCAAGAAAACGUAACGACAGAAUUUUGACCGAUAACGUCCUCAAGAGGGUUUUACAAUCAGCUGCUAUGAUUAUCGCUGGUACAUUGUACAUAUUCAUUAAGGAAAUGACCGACAAUGAAAUCACGGCCAGAGAUACCACUAUGACCUUCACGUGUUUUGUCUUAUUUGACAUGUUCAAUGCAUUAGCCUGCCGUCACUACUCCAAAUCUAUUUUCGAACUUGGUAUGAAGAAUCAGAUGUUCAAUUUCGCUGUUCUUGGUUCGUUGAUUGGGCAAUUCUGUGCAAUCUAUGUUCCAUUCUUCCAGACAAUCUUUCAAACUGAGGCUUUGUAUUUUAUUGACUUGGUCCAUCUUGUUUGUUUGACAAGUUCUGUUUUCUUCGCCGAUGAGGCUAGAAAGUACUUCCUCAAGCGGAGGAAUGCCUACGAUAAUGGCUUUCACUGCGGUGUUUAG